Messenger RNA from Populus nigra (black poplar), 705 nucleotides. RefSeq names its product protein TRANSPARENT TESTA 16-like. The record is from RefSeq and is a predicted model, not a curated record. Bases 4 to 705 code for a protein of 233 amino acids. Gene Ontology annotation, biological process: positive regulation of transcription by RNA polymerase II. Gene Ontology annotation, molecular function: protein dimerization activity; RNA polymerase II cis-regulatory region sequence-specific DNA binding; DNA-binding transcription factor activity, RNA polymerase II-specific. Gene Ontology annotation, cellular component: nucleus. Lineage: Eukaryota; Viridiplantae; Streptophyta; Magnoliopsida; Malpighiales; Salicaceae. The transcript has 6 exons.
AUUAUGGGGCGUGGAAAGAUAGCCAUUAGGAGGAUUGAGAACCAGACAACAAGGCAAGUCACCUUCUCAAAGCGUCGAGCUGGGCUUUUGAAGAAGACUCAUGAACUUUCAGUGCUAUGUGAUGCUCAAAUCGGGCUCAUCAUCUUUUCCAGCACUGGAAAGUUGUGUCAGUACUGCACCGAGGGUUUGAGGAUGGAGCAACUCAUAGAGAGGUACCAGAAGAUGUCUGGAACUCGCAUUCCUGAGCACGAUAGCCGGGAACAACUAUUUGGAGAAUUGGCGAUGCUGAGGAACGAGACUCGCCGUCUUCAAUCUAACAUGCGCCGCUAUACAGGUGAAGAUACGAGCUCUAUUCCUUUCGAGGAGUUGGAUGAAGUAGAACAAGAACUUGAACGCUCGGUUAUCAAGGUCCGAGAUCGCAAGAAUGAGCUCUUGCACCAGCAGCUGGAAAAUCUUCGCAGGAAGGAGCGUAUGUUGGAGGAGGAAAACAGCAAUAUGUACCGCUGGAUUCAGGAGCAUCGUGUAGCGCUGGAAUAUCAGCACGCAGCGAUGGAAGCAAAGCCGGUGGAACCUCAGCAAGUCCUGGAUCAAUUCCCAUUCUGUGGAGAACCCAGUAGUGUGCUGCAGCUUUCAACCAUCUCUCAUCAAAUUGACCCAUACCAUCUUCAGCUUGCUCAACCCUGCCUUCAAGGUUCUAGUGUCUAG